AUGUUUGCCAGGUACAGUAAAGCACUACUAAAUCGAAUACCGGAAGGUUUUAAGCAAGCGCACCCCGAUAAAUUCGAUAAUGUAGUAGUUGCGAUGUCAUCUGGGGUGGAUUCGUCCGUGGCAGCCAGCAUAUUCAGCUCAUUCCCGAAUGCGACCGGUGUGUACAUGAGGAAUUGGUCGAGUGCAAACAACGAUAACGAGAACCCGAAACAUUGCGACGAACAGGACUGGAAGGACGCUUUCUCCGUUGCCCGUUAUUUGGGUAUCCCCAUAGAGUUAAUGAAUUUUGAGAAGGACUACUGGAUCGAUGUGUUUGAACCAAUGCUGAAUGGGUAUGCUGCUGGGGGGACUCCAAACCCAGAUAUUCUUUGCAACAGAUUCAUAAAAUUUGGGAAAUUGAGAGAAGCACUAGAUCUGAAGUACGGCACCGGGAACUAUUGGCUUGUCAUGGGUCACUACUCCAGAAUUUUGGAGCAGGUCAGGGACCACGAAUUUCAACUGUGGAGAGGGCUGCCCUCCGGUAAGGACCAGAGUUACUACCUGUCACAGUUGAAACCGGAGAUACUACCAAACGUGAUUUUACCCAUUGGCCAUUUCCUCAAAUCAGAAACAAGACAGUUUGCUCGAGAAUUGAACUUACCUGUAGCCGAUAAACCGGACUCACAGGGAAUCUGUUUUGUGAACAACAGCCAACAGGGCAAAUUCAAGAAUUUCUUACGGGAGUAUUUACCAAACGAGCCGGGAAACAUUAUUACAUUGGACCCAGCCACUGGAGAGAAGACCGUUUGGGGCCGCCACGACGGGCUCUGGUCGUACACAGUUGGACAGAAGAUUGGCAUACCGAUGCCCCAGGGGAAGGGUCACCACAAAGGUGCCUGGUUCGUCUCGCAGAAAUUCAAAGACACCAACGAAAUUGUCAUCGUUCCUGGAGGAGUGCACACCUCGCUGUACCGCGACUCACUCUCAAUAUCCGGAUUCAGACACCUUCUGCCGACAACUACUACCCCCGAACAGCUACUAAAGACGAUACAGGACGCCAUACGUAACUCGUCCCUGUACAUGCAGUAUAGGUCGCUGCAGGAACCAAUACCCGUGGUGUCCUGCAGCGUUGCAACUGACCCAUCUGCAACGCUGCUACCGUCCUUCCAGCUGACACUGGCGACACCACAGAGGGCCAUGGCCCAGGGACAGUACGGGUGUCUCUACAUAAACGACCGGGUGCUCGGCAGCGGCAGCAUCGAGUAG
Huiozyma naganishii CBS 8797 is the source of this 1245-nucleotide messenger RNA. RefSeq names its product tRNA-5-taurinomethyluridine 2-sulfurtransferase (gene SLM3). NCBI's taxonomy places the organism in Eukaryota, Fungi, Ascomycota, Saccharomycetes, Saccharomycetales, Saccharomycetaceae. The transcript has a single exon. Gene Ontology annotation, biological process: tRNA wobble position uridine thiolation. The record is from RefSeq and is a predicted model, not a curated record. Gene Ontology annotation, cellular component: mitochondrion. Gene Ontology annotation, molecular function: sulfurtransferase activity. The coding region runs from base 1 to 1245 and encodes 414 amino acids.